Messenger RNA from Haliotis rufescens (red abalone), 2478 nucleotides. RefSeq names its product leucine-rich repeat-containing protein 72-like. NCBI's taxonomy places the organism in Eukaryota, Metazoa, Mollusca, Gastropoda, Lepetellida, Haliotidae. Bases 236 to 1036 code for a protein of 266 amino acids. Gene Ontology annotation, molecular function: protein binding. The transcript has 8 exons. The record is from RefSeq and is a predicted model, not a curated record.
UUUAGAAAAAAUAUGUUAACAAGGGCUUUGGUUUCGAAUAUUCUGAAUGAUUCAAUCAUGAUUACAAUUUGUGAAGCUAUCAAUGUAUAGAUAGGGGUUUUCAUAGUAUUGAUACCAAUACCAGCCUGGGUUUUUGUUUCAUAAACUGGUAAAAAUCAGCAGGGUUUGAUCAUUUUGUAUAAAUGCGAAAGUUUCGCAAAAUCGCUUUACGUCUGUUAUUUUAGCAACCAAAAACAUGGCCGCCAGUGAAAAGGUUUUGAAACAGCUCUUAAGCAAUAGAAGGAUCAGAAAAGAUAAAGAUGUAGAAGAGCUCUACCUUUCUGACAAAAGUCUCACAGAAGUAUGUGAUCUGCAGCGUUUCCGUUAUUUAAGAUGCUUAUGGCUGAAUGGUAAUAAGCUACGGCAGCUAAAUUGUUUGAGUGAGAACUACCAGCUGUCAGAGCUGUACCUUCACAACAAUGAGCUGGUUGAUAUCACCGGGGCUCUCCAUCACUUGACGUGUCUGCAAGUCCUUAUGCUGCACAACAACCAGCUCACAAAGCUUGACCGGAUCCUCACCGAGAUUAAGAAGAUGCAGAGCUUGAAGACACUUAACUUAUUCAACAAUCCAGUGGCUCAAGAAAGUGGUUACAGGCUCUUUGUGGUGCAGUCUGUUCCAUCUGUGGAUCUCUUGGAUAGAAAAGAGGUCUUAAAGUCUGAGCGUGAUAAGGCGAGGAAGAUAUAUAAUCAAGAACAAGAGAAGAUCAGCGACACUGUUGCCUUUGGUCGUAGAUCAGGUGGUCCCCCAUUGCCGAGCUAUAAUCCCCUUCACAUUCACAUCCCAGUCAGAGCAGAUCCUGGAGAUAUUGGCAACAGCUACUUGAGAGACUGCCCGCCUAAUGAAGACCCAGAAGAAGCAGUAAAUGCACGUCGCCUGAACAAAUCAAUCACAGUUUACACUAGCUUUGACUGGUCAAAGGUUCCCCGAAUAAAAGCUCGAAGAACAGCUGAAGAGAUGUUUGACUCUCCAGAAAUCAUCACACAUGUGUAUAGAUGAAAUAAGAUGGUGAUUAUGUCUGGAGAUACAGGCUACUAGUAAAUAUUGCGACACUGCUGUGGUUUAUGCAUUCACUCACCUGCAAGAUAACCAGCUGUAUUCAAACAGUGCACUCAAGCCUGCCACAGACCUCAGUAUUCAGAUGUUGUCUCUUCAAACAGUUCCAAUUGAAUGUAACUUUUUAGAUUUGCACAUUCAAUUACAAUGAUCAAAGGGAGACAACUCCAUCUCAGAUUUGAUAAUCAUGGUCUUACUUCUCUUCAGUUUGGUUCUUAUUGGUAGAUCUUACUAUGAUAUUGUUCAUUUGUAUACAAUGGCCAGUAGGGUGAUUUCUCUUUACAAAAUCAAUAAUGUCUUAGAAAUCAACAAAGUUAUUUUUUACCGUCACUGAACAUAAUCAUGAAUGUCUGAUUCCAGUAUGAUCCUACCUGAUUUUGUGCAUUUGAUACAGUGAUUAAUUGGUUAUUUCCUUUUCUGAUUCAUUGUUUUAGUAUCCACCACGGUUAUUGUCUCUGUUACUGAACAAAUCAACACUAGGUUAUAUGUUUGUUUUGAAGUGUUGGUAUUUUGAGUUUGUUACAAGUGAACUUUCACAUUUAUGUCUUCAUUGAACAUUACAUAACAUGAGCUACUUCACCAAAUUUAAAUACAGUACUAGCCAGUAUUACACACAGUUUUCCAGUCUGUUUCUCAGUAUUAUUCAAAGAAUCAAAGAAUGUCAGUAUUGGAAUACUCUAGCCAUUUCAUGUGAUAUAUUUUUAACAUAUGUAUAUUUGAUAUUUGUAUGAUUAUUCUAAUAUGUACAAAAGUCUACAUAUCCAGUAUUAACAUUGAUGUGAUUUGAUGCUGUAACAAAUCUGUUCCCUACUUACAGUAUUUUGUAGUACUUAUUGAUAAUUCAGUUACGUAACAUCUAUAAUCUACUGACCAAUUAUAUGUUAUUUAUCCUUUUAUACAAACAUUUCUUAUAAAUUGUAUAUACAUGUAUACAGAAAUACAGAAUUUGCAAUAUAAUUAACACAUAAACAUUUAUAUAUUUAGCAUGUUUAGAAUGACUGCUUCUACAAAUGCAUUUUGUUUCUACCAUUUCUACAUGGCUCUUGUCCAAUUAUUUUACACAUGGCAUUUCUGUAAUAAAAUAUGCAUUGCAACACGUCUUCUGAAUCUUUUGAAAAGGUUUCCAGUUACAUAUUUCAACAUGUUAAGAAAAAAGAAAAGAAAGAGAUUGUCGAUCACAAUUACCCAAGCCUCUCACCCUUUUUACUGUUUGUCUCAGUAUAGACACAAGAACAUAUGUAGUGUCAUGUGUAUGAUAGUCCAUUUAUUUACACAAUUCCAGUCAUACAAACACAAUUAGUCCUCAUACAAGCCAUCCACUCCUUACAGUAGAACAUAGCAUGAUUAAUACAAGACAUUGUACACACACAAACACCCUUAUGAGC